Messenger RNA from Actinia tenebrosa (Australian red waratah sea anemone), 3624 nucleotides. Its product is annotated as protein dispatched homolog 1-like. Gene Ontology annotation, biological process: smoothened signaling pathway. Gene Ontology annotation, cellular component: membrane. Gene Ontology annotation, molecular function: transmembrane transporter activity. Lineage: Eukaryota; Metazoa; Cnidaria; Anthozoa; Actiniaria; Actiniidae. The record is from RefSeq and is a predicted model, not a curated record.
GACGAACCAUCUUGGUCUCAGCCAUUACCAGUUGUCUUUUUCCAUAUUCAAGUAAAGCCAGUUAGCAGUGUUCCUUUGUAACCAUUAAGAGCUGCAUACACAAGAGGUCGUCCCACUUUAAGGUCGUUUAAUUACCGAUUGAUACUGUAGCAAAGAUUGAUACCCUACUUUAUCCCAGGCCCCAAGCAACAGGAUAUGACGUCAUACUGGUUUAAGGGUCCUAGCCGGUCGCUUUUAGCAAAAGUUCAUCAUAUCGUUUGCUUACUUUUGGUCGAGUCAAGCAAGCCGAAGCAGAUGGUCUUACUGAAUGGGAAUUAACGGACAAAUCAAGAAUACAAAACAAUGGACUGUCCCGAGGCAAGCCCUUCGAUAAACUUAGACAGAAUACUAACCAAAAACCACAAACGACAAUCAGGGGUAAAUGAAGGAAAUACGGGACGCUACGUCUAUUCUGUUUUCGUGGCGGAACAUCCAUUUCUCCUUUUCUUCUCGACUCUUUUCGUCAUCUUUAUUUGCUCCCUCUGUAGUUUUGUUCCUGCUUUUAACGCUCCUGAAUUUCCAGACUUUUCGACUCCUGUUAUGGGUUUUGAAGCUCGAGGAAGUCAAAUUAAUGGACGUUGGAGGACCCGCCUAUUUCUCACCAUCGCAAUUGGCAGGAAAAUGUUUUCGCCGAUUCCUCCGAUGAAAGCCAUUAYAGAUACUGCACUUACGCAUUCUGUAGUCGAAAACUGUCCAAGCAUUAAUUUUACCAUCAUUCAAUCAAGAGCAACGAGAGAAAUGCGGUCUGUGCCUCACAAAAAAAGGUUUCGUUCACGUCGAGAUAAACACGGCAACGCGGCCGCACUGCAAAUGUGUGACAGCCCCAACGUAUACAUGAAAUCUCGACUGGAUUACAAAACUAUUUACACCUCGUCUGAUGGAAUGGGUUUGAUGACCGCUAUAAAGUUAAGAGCAGUAUGUAGGUUGGAAGAAAAGGUCAUUAAGAAAUUUGCCGAAUACGAAAGAAAGUGUUAUAAAAGAAAUAUAACCAGGUCAGUGACAAAGGAAGAAUGUUGUCCUAGUUGGUCAAUAGGGAACUACGUAGCAUCAAUACGCGGUAAAGCUUCCUGUGACGACAUAGACGAUGAUGAUGUUCUGAGCAUUGCAAAACGACUUCAAAAGUGUUCUGAUAUGUUCAACAAUGGAAGUUUAAAAGAAAACUGCUGGAACUUUGCUUAUGGGGUGCCAUAUCCCUAUUGCGAAGAUAUUCCUGUAGAUUGUAUUCAGUAUAAUGCAGUCUUCAACAUUCUUUACUAUUUAUCUGAUAAAGACUUUCAUGGAAUCCAGGGCGGUYAGCAUCUUAAAUACACUCAAGUUUUAACUCCACGUCAUGAGGACCUUCGCUUUUCGAGAAAGAUUUAUUAUAAAUACAUUGAGGACGGCAAGCCGGUCGAGGAUGGAUCAAUCCAAUUAAUUGGUUCUGACUUUCAUUCGUUUAAGUUUAACAUGUUUAACACUCAACUGAUUGCUGAUCUUGUUUAUCCUUUGAUCGCUCUCAUGGUUAUCCUGGUAAUCAUGUGGUUUUAUACCGAGUCCUUGCUGCUUACCAUUCUCCUCUCAGUCUCAGUUGUCAGCGCUCUGAUCUUAGCUUAUUUCGUAUAUAUGAUCAUUUUCGGUUUGGAUUUUUUUCCUUUCCUGAAUGUUACAACCCUGAUAUUCCUGGUGGGUAUUGGAGCUGACGAUGCAUUUGUGUACACAGACGUAUGGAGGCAAUCAAAAAGAGAACAUCCAGAAGCAUCUCUAAAGACAAUCACGUCUUAUACCCUCAAGCAUGCUUCCCUGUCCAUGUUUGUCACCAGUUUGACAACUGCUGCUGCUUUUAUGGCCAACUUUUCGUCUGAAAUCACAACCAUCAAGUUAUUUGGGUUGUACGCAGGGGUCGCCAUCUUGGCUAAGUUUUCUUUGAUGAUCACGUGGUUUCCAGCUGUUUGCGUCAUUCAUGAGCAAUACUGUGUAAAGAAUAUGUGUGGACCUUCCUUUAAGAACACUGGUCAAGAUUGGUUAUCAAGAUGCCGCACUAGUUAUGAAAACACCUUUACAAGGUUCUCUCGUUAUAUGUUCAAUGAGUUCCUACCCCAGCUUGUCAUUCGCUGCCGGUUUUUCUGGAUCUCAUUAUUCUCUUGUCUUUCUGCAGCAGGCUUGUUUGUUAUUAUUGGAUUUCCAGGUUUUCAGUUCCCAACAUCUUCUGAUUUUCAGAUGUUCGCGUCUUCCCAUCCACUUGAAAAGUAUGAUCUGUACUUGAAAGACAAAUUCCGCUUUGAAAUAAGUCCAUCGCAGGAAAGCGCUACUUUUCCGAUAGACAUAUUUUGGGGGAUACAACCUGAUGAUUACGGAGAUCAAUUAAACCCUUAUAGCUAUGGGAAGUUUGGAUGGGAUCAGGAUUUCGAUAUCGCUAGUCCAAAAUCCCAGAAAUGGCUCUUGGACUUCUGCAAAAGACUAAGAUCUCAAGAUUUCUAUGCCAGGAAACUAGGAUCUGAAAAGAAAUGCUUCAUUGAAGUCUACUAUAAUCAAACGUGCAACGAUCCACUCGUCCCCAAACUUUGUUACUAUCCAUGCUGCAAGAAUUCCACUUUUCCUUACUCAAAAGACAUACUUAAUUUUUGUGCCAUUACGAAUGCUUAUCGAAGGAAGAUUCUACGGUUCAAAGUGCAAGAUUCAACGAUUGGUAGCUUCAUCUACGAUCCGCAAGGAAACCUCAAGGGAAUCUGGCUUCGAAUAAUGAGCAACGUGAGACUGUCUCGAGCAUACAAACCUGCACACAGAUUCUGGGAGCGAAUAGAGACAUGGAUACAACAGGAAAUGAAAAAUGCCCCGCCAGGUAUGAACAAGGGUUGGUUUACAAGUAACCUGGAAUUCUAUAAUUUGCAACAAAGUCUGUCACGUGGUACACUUCUGUCGCUAAGCAUUGCCAUAGCAUCAGCCUUUGCCGUAAUGUUGCUGACCACAAUGAACGUGUUUGUCAGUCUGUAUGCUAUCUUGACAAUCAUUGGUAUUAUCUCGGUAACGAUUGGAUCUCUAGUGCUCAGUGGAUGGAAAUUAAAUAUAUUGGAGUCCAUCACAAUGUCUGUUGCUGUGGGUGUGUCCAUCGACUUCUCCAUGCAUUUUGGCGUGGCAUAUUGUUUGGCCUCUGAAAAACAAAGUCGUACGUCAAGAGUGCGUUACUCUUUGUCACGUAUGGGAUCUGCUAUCAGCAUGGCUGCUGUUACAACAUUCCUGGCAGGAGCCUUCAUGAUGCCGUCAGCCGUGCUGUCCUACAUACAAAUGGGUCAUUUUCUGAUGCUUGUCAUGACCGUUAGUUGGUUUUUUUCAGUGUUUUUCUUUCAAUCUCUUUGUGCAGUUGCUGGUCCACAGGGCGACACGGGGCAACUAAGCUUCAAGAAAAUGAAAAAAUGGCUAAAAUUGAGUGAGAAGAAUAAUGAAAAAAAGAAAAAGAAAUCAUUUUGGGAAGUGAAAAUGGGAGUAACCAAGAAUGAAAAGCAAAGGGAUCAAAAAGAGAUGGAGAAGGAAAGUUCGUCAUUAGUUGAUGAACAAGACUAGCAGAACCUAUAAACAUUUAACAACGAAACUUGCUUUUUAGUCUUUCCU